AUGCCCAGUUCACCCCUUCAAGAGAAUUUGCGACAAUGCGUCGACAUUGGAAGCAAUAUCACACUAAAGUUCCAAUUUUCUCUGCUGCAUACAUCGCAAAACACAGAGGGAGAUGGGCUGCGUGGAAUUGAGCAACUCCUUCGAACAAAAAGAUUGAUUGAUUCAGAAACUCAGACGAUAGGUACUGAUGAAGAAUCUAUAAGCGGAUUAGAAUCUGAGCUGCACCAUGUCAAGGAACAACUAGAGAACGCCGAAAUUCACAUUACUUACCUUUCAGAACGGGUGGGGCCAUACAGGCAUCAAUGGCUGGAACAUUACUACCACACCGAGAACCUCAAGUGUUGCAUGCCUGAUUCUGUUGUUGUGCCCAACCUAGGUCAGAUUCCAGAAGGUGCGGCUUCUCCUGCCUUCUGUCCAGAGCUCUUCGGUUGGGAGGAGGAAGGCUCAGAACUGAGAGCGUCGCUGUGA
Suillus plorans is the source of this 468-nucleotide messenger RNA. RefSeq lists its product as uncharacterized. Bases 1 to 468 code for a protein of 155 amino acids. Lineage: Eukaryota; Fungi; Basidiomycota; Agaricomycetes; Boletales; Suillaceae. The transcript is spliced from 4 exons. The record is from RefSeq and is a predicted model, not a curated record.